Messenger RNA from Heterobilharzia americana, 3792 nucleotides. Lineage: Eukaryota; Metazoa; Platyhelminthes; Trematoda; Strigeidida; Schistosomatidae. The record is from the annotation of a GenBank genome assembly.
GUCUGCUUAUUGCAUUUUUACUUUGUAGUUUCAUCAUCAUGCAAAUAGUUAGGACCAGCGUGUGAAGGAUUUAUCAACUGUUGAUAAAAUUGUGAAUACAACGAAGUGAAAAACAACCCUCCUCACAUACCUUCAAACGGUUUACAGCCUGAUGUAAUCCGUCUUUGUAAAUAAAAUUUCAAAGCGUCUUAUUUGAAUCUGAAAAUAUGACAGCCACUGGGAAACCACGUCGGGCAUCUGCCAAAGCCUGUCUCCGGACAAUUUGUGGAAUAACAAGUCGUCAAAUCUCUGAUGAUAGUUCUAUUUCUGAAAAUAUUGAAAGUGAAGCCUCCGAUUAUGUUGGUGAAAGUGGAAACAAUAGUGCCACUACAGAUGAGAGUGUUUCUAUUAGUGAAAAUGAAGCUGAAGGAUCAUAUGACCCAGGAAAUCCAUCAUCAAGUUCGUCCUCUACAAGGUCUCUUGUUAGGGAAUCUCGUAGGCCAUUACCAAGCAAAACUUGUAUUUCUGCUGUAAAUGAUAAAAGCUAUUUGCGGUCUCCUUUUGUAAGAUACAUGAGAUCUUGCCGAGGUCUCAUAGACCGAGACCCCAGGUCCGUAGCUCCUGCAAAGUUUCUACAGGCACUAAAAGCACUAAAAUCCACAUUCUAUAAUAUACCCAAUCCAUUUUUGUGUUGCCCCAGUGGAUAUAAAACACAAUUCAUGUGUCGACAGAAGGCUCUAUUUCCAACUUCGGGAGCUUGGAUUCGAUCACCCAUUCAUUUCAAAAAGGAUCAUCUUCCACAGCCUUUUAUCAGUCCUACCUAUCUGUCCUAUGAAAAUAAUCCAAUGAAACUUAAACAAUUCGAAUUUGAUAAGGAUUCAAAUUUAGUUUAUGUUGGAGGGGCAGUAACCUGUUUGUCCUGGUGUCCUCCACGUCUUUAUUCGCUACUGGAUUCUGAUUCGAUUGCAAAUGAGUGCUCAUUUUUGGCUACUGCCUCCACUUUAACACCAGACUUACAGACGUUAUAUUCUGAUGGUAUAAAGAGUGGUCCAGGAACAAUACAAAUUUGGAAUUGUGGGGUUCUAGGUCUAACAGAAACAUCCAGUACAUUGAAUCCUGAAAUUCAUUUUAUUAUUUCACAUGAUUGGGGUCGAAUUAUUGAUAUGUGCUGGGUACCAGUUUCUCCACUUUCUGGUAUUAAACAAUUACAGUCAAAAGCUUGUCUACAUGGAUCAUAUAUGGUAACUACUCCAGAAACGGAUAGAAUUCUUGGUCACUUAAUUGUCGCUUCUCAGGAUGGUUAUGUUCGUGUUUUUUCCAUACCAACUUGUCCAAUGAAUUUUGGUUGUGAAAAUUUAUCUGUGUCCAAAUUUACCUAUACACUUUCAAAGAACUGUUCUCUCACGUUAUCGCCUUCUGUUGUAGCAGAAAAUCCUCAUUGGCUUGGUUGGCCAACUUGUUUGCAUAUUCGUCGUGAAUUCCCAGAUCGUCUUUUUGUUGGGUAUACAACAGGUCAUGUAUGCUAUUAUAAUUUGAGUAGCCUCAAUGAAUUGGUCUAUUCAUCUAAGUUUAAUCAUUUAGCGCCAGUGAAAAUGUCACGUUUAACAAGUAGUCCAGUUAUUACAAUAUCUCUUCAUCCUUUAAAUGGAAAAAUGUUAUUUGUACAAGGCUUGGAACGUAUUGCUGGUAUAUGGGAUUUGAAUGAUUCGGUAUGUUUCACUUCAGAAUCAGGUGAAAUCAGUUGGAAUCCAGUGCAUGGUUUUAUGGGACGUGAAGGAAUGUGGAUUAGUAAUGGUGAAUUUUUAGUUACUUCACGUGAAACAUGGUUUACUUCAGCAGUGUGUAAAAGUAAUCAGCAUCCUAAAUGGGCGGCGUUAUUUGAUAAUAUGGAUAAUUGUGUAUGUCAGUUUUACCAGCUGAACCAAAUGAUGGUUGUAGUCAUGUAUACCACUUGGAAUUCAAUCACUUACGAGUAUGGAUUUCAGUGAUUUCCUCAAUGGACUUGUUUGUAGUACUGAUAGGGGACGUAUUGAAGCAGUUGCAGAAUCUGUAGAAAAACGAAGAUGUGAUCCAGCACGUCCAAAAUAUAUUCCUGAGAUGAGGAUACCAUUAUGUCAAUGGACAAUGAAGAAGGCACCAAUUGAAAAUUUUAAUCAAAGUGUAAAAAAUGAAUCGAAAUUAGAAGUAAAAGAAGAAGAUGAAGAUGAUUUCAAUAAGUACAACUAUGACAUUAUAGAUAUAAAUGCCUUCUUGAAGAAUAAUGGAUUCAAUGAUAUAUCGAUAAAUAUUACUGAUAAUCAUGAUACUAUCAAUACUGAUAUUAUCACUAGAACUAUCAAAUCGGAAGUGAAUACAUCUAAAGAAUUCGAUGAUAUGAAAUUUCAACAGUCAAUCUUCUCAUCAUCAUCUAAUUGUCGAUAUUGUGAAUUGGAACACUCUAUAUGUUGUCAUAAAGUCUGGUCAAAUUAUCAAUUAGACAUUUUAUUGAAGGUAAUUACAAUAUUCGAUUUGGAAGUUUAUGGGCAUUUAGUGGUUUUUCAAAUUGGUAUUCAUCAUGAACUGACAUCAGUUGGAGAAACAUUGGAAACCUUGAAGCACUGGACAGCUAUUUUGCCUGACUAAUAUAGGUCUCCUCAACAGUUCUCAUCCAUCACCCCACACUACUAGAAAUCGAACCCGGAGCCUUCAGGUUCCAUGACCAACAUGUUACCAUUGAGCCAGUGGUUCAGUAUCCUACUUCUGUCAGCUCAUCGUAUAGUACGAUCAUCACCCCCCAAUAUCAUCCUUGUGUAGUUAUCUCCACGUCCACCAAGUUCGCUCACCGAUCAGGACUUCUCAUUGGAAGUUCGGGAAUCACCUCCAGAAGUUAGUCACCAAUGAGUACUAGAUUCAUAAUAAAACAAUUCGAAAGGCUGCAAUAGGAGUAUGUAUAUACUUAUAUUUUGUUGUUAUUGCGCCGAGAAUUCCAAAUCUUACCACAAAUGUUUUGGAAUAAAGUGAAUUAUUAUUAUUGUAGGGAUUUAGUGAUUUUCCAACUUCGUAUUCAUUAAGAACUGACAUCAGUUGGAGAAAUACUGGGAACCUAGGAGUAGGGGAUCAUUACUGCGCGUUGCUGAGGUGUCCCAUACUGGAAAGAAACAGUUAUCUAGUGCUGCAGGGUUUUCAAUAUUUCAUCAACUGAUAUCAGUCUAUGAUGAAUACUAACUUGAAAUUACAAUAUUACUGUAACUAUUGUACACCUGUUAUAAGUCUUUCUGUUACGAAUAAUCAUCUAUCAUGCUAAAGUUUUCUUUGUCCCCCCCCCCACCCUCACGUCACACACACACACACAUACACGCUCGCGUGCAAACGUGCAUCAUAUAUUCCAAACUUAACAAGUAAUCAAUAAAUGAUACUUAGUAUUCGUUCUUAUUUCUGAUUGGUUUGAAUAACGUUUAAUUGAUUGACCUAUCAGUGUGCAUAUUUCUACUUUUUUUUUUGUUGUCAGAUAUUUAUUAUAUGAAUAAUUUCAAUCAUUGCUUGAUAUGUAUAUGUGUAGGUGUAAAUAAAGUGUAUAAAAAAAGGGCUGAUGUAAAUCAAUGACAUCAUAGUUAUUAUCAUAUAACUAUUCACUUCAAAGAAACAAAGAUAUAUUUAUUGAUUUUUCAUGAUGUUUUUUUAGUUAUCACUUUUCAUUUUCGAUAAGCACUUGUUCUAUUAUGAAUGUAUUAUUAACAUAUUCACUUCUGUUCUUAUUGAUAUUUCAUUCUGUAAUUGAACGGAGAAAGUCUGUGAAUACCAAUAUUCUAUAUUAAUUUACCUGAUAUAUAUGUC